Messenger RNA from Glarea lozoyensis ATCC 20868, 1671 nucleotides. RefSeq lists its product as uncharacterized. Lineage: Eukaryota; Fungi; Ascomycota; Leotiomycetes; Helotiales; Helotiaceae. Bases 1 to 1671 code for a protein of 556 amino acids. The record is from RefSeq and is a predicted model, not a curated record. The transcript has a single exon.
AUGCGGCACCGGAUCGAAAUACCGCAACAAUGCGCAAAAGAAGACAUGCGAGAGCGAAUAGAAAGAGUGACAGCAGAUCUUCAGGACAUUGAGAAUUUUUACGAUAUCCAAAUCUCUGAAACCCGCCACGACAAACUCAAAAAGUAUUGUAACGACGAACUCAAAGAUUUGGAAAACGUUCACUUCAACCAUCUCGACCAGGGAGGCAGAGUCGAUUAUUUGUUACUGCGAAACUAUCUCAAGCGACAAAUCCACCAGCUUGAGCUUGAAAAAGUGAAGAAUGACGCGACUAGAGAACUUCUGGAGUUCACGAUUUCGAUAGUCAAAUUAUGCGAGGAUCGACAAAAAGCAACACCGAUUGAAGGGAAGAAUGUAGCCAUUGAAUUAGCGAGAGUAGGAACAGUAAUUGACAACGUCAAAGACCAACUGAAAGAUGAUGAUAGAAACAUCAGCAAACCUGAUGCAUUUUAUGCAGCAAAAACUGUUGAUCAGCUACGAGAACGGUUGGAAGAAUGGUAUAACUUCUACAACCUAUACGACCCGUUGUUCUCAUGGUGGGUGACCGCACCAUACGAGAAAGUUAAAUUUCAAUUAGCAACUCUGGCAUCAUUCAUCAGAGAGCAUCUAGUAGGCAUGAAACCUGGCGAUGAAGACACCAUAGUCGGGAAUCCAAUCGGCCGGAAAGGAUUGCUUGCGGACCUGGAAGCGGAGAUGGUACCUUAUACGCCCGAGGAGCUGAUUGAAAUCGGAGAAUCAGAGUACAUAUGGUGCGAAGCAGAAAUGAAGAAAGCUUCCAAUGAGCUCGGCUAUGGCGACGACUGGCGAGCAGCGCUCGAACACGUCAAGAACCUAUACGUCGAGCCAGGCCAACAAGUCCAACUAGUGCACCAACUCGCCCAGGAAGCAACAACUUACGUCCAGAAACAUGAUUUAGUAACCGUCCCACCAAUCUGUUCGGAUCUCUGGCGAACAUUCAUGAUGACACCCGCCCGCCAAAAGAUCAACCCCUUUUUCCUAGGCGGCACCUCAAUAAUCAUCUCCUACCCUACAUCUACCAUGGACCACGCAUCAAAACUAAUGAUCAUGCGCGGGAACAACAUCCAUUUCUCGCGCUCGACCGUCUUCCACGAGCUCAUUCCGGGCCACCACCUCCAAUUCCACAUGAAAGCGCGGCACAAGCCGUACCGAAACAUUUUCAGCACGCCAUUCUGGAUCGAAGGCUGGAGUUUAUACUGGGAGAUGAUAUUAUGGGAUAAAGGCUUCCCCGUCACAGCCGAGAACAAGAUCGGGAUGUUAUUCUGGCGAAUGCAUCGAUGCGCGCGGAUUAUAUUCUCGAUUAAAUUCCAUCUGGGGCAGAUGAGUCCGGUGGAAUGUAUUGAUUUCCUGGUCGAAAAAGUAGGACAUGAACGGUUUACUGCCGAGGGCGAGGUGCGGCGGUCGUUUAAUGGUGAUUAUAGCCCGUUGUAUCAGGCAGGAUACAUGCUUGGAGCUUUACAGUUGUAUGAGCUGCGAAAGGAAGUAGUGGAUUCAGGAGGCAUGACCGAAAAACAAUUUCACGACAGGGUUUUGAAAGAGAAUGAGAUGCCUAUCGAGUUGUUUCGAGCUCUUAUCAAGGACCUUCCACUGAGACCGGAUUAUGAGUCUUGUUGGAAGUUUUAUAGCUUCCAUUGA